UCAAAUCAUAUCAAUGUUGAAGCUCACAGAUAUUAUUUUAUCUUAUUCAUUUUCACUGAGUUUGUUUUGACCAUUGGUAAAUAUUGAUUCAUGUAGGUAUGUCUAAGAGACCUCUAUCCACUUUUUGAUAGGGUAACCAAUCCAAAGUGAUCAUGCCAUAUAGCACCCAGCUAAUUGGCUUAUGACCUUUACAGUGACUGCUUAUAGCAGUGAGUAGGUCUAUAGUAUAGCUAUGAUUCCUGGGAAAAAAAGAGGGUAGAUGUACCUCACCUGACUUGUUGCUAGAUAGUCAGACCAUAGUUCUUAUUUAACAAAGACUGGCAGUGGCUGUGCAUACAGUGUCAGUGGGUCUUUGCAUUACAUGAGCUGUGAUGCAACAUGGACCCACCCCCAGCCCCUGGUUUGAUAAAGAGGGAAAAUAUAGAUGGGAUGGUAGUCCUAGGUUAUAUUACAAUGAUUCACUUGAACAGACAGAUGGUUGUGCUGUCUUUUGUUUGUUAAGUAUCCUCUCAGCUGUUGUAGUCUUAUGUGUUGUUGUCCAUGGUUUCAGACAGGCUCUUGAGUGGCCCUCCUGUUUUUCCUCUUGUCAAGGGCAGCUGACUACAAGCUGAACGAAAGUGAUGCCUCGGGCUAUGAGCAUUUUAUAUCUACUCUUCUCUGUUGGUUAGCUUAGUAUCUGUUCAGUCAUGUUUAGAAAGUUAUUUUCCUUCUGUUCGGUCAAAGUGGAAUGGGAUGUUUUCAGAUUCAGAGGGUCUAAGAUGGACACUGUUAUCCGCCGAUGCCCCUUCCUGACUAUGGUGCCCCGGGCUUUCCUGCAGCUGGCAGGGAAGUCAUCCCUGGUUGGCUAUGCCCUGAAGUGCCCUGUGAUGAUGGACCUGGCCUCACACCCUCUGGCCAGAGCCCUCUCUUCAGUCUCAGUGUCCACACCAACAAACGAUGAGUCAGAUAAGGGAGUCCAGCUGCCCCCGGGCCACCCCAUGCCCCCUGUUGGCCAGCCUGUGGGCUCCAAAUGCCCCUUCCUGGCGGCUGAGAUGGUGCAGAAGAACACCAGCGUGGUGAGGGAGGCCUGCAUCGAGCUGUCAGAGGACGUACAGGACAGGAGCACAGCCCACACAGAGAAGUCCCAAGUGGAUCCCACUGUGGUGGACCUGAUCAACGCUGACAGGGCUGACCUAGGCACCCUGAAGAACAUGCUGAAACAGCGCCCCCCCAAGGUUUCUCACUUACUGCAAGACAACCUGCCCAAAGCAUCUGCCAACUUCCACUACGACAAGUUCUUUGAGAAGAAGAUCGAUGCCAGGAAAAAGGAUCACAGCUACCGGGUGUUUAAGACAGUGAACCGGCGCGCCACGUCCUUUCCCAUGGCAGACGACUACUCUGAGUCGCUCCUCAUCAAGAGAGACGUUUCUGUGUGGUGCAGCAACGACUACCUGGGCAUGAGCCGACACCCCCGCGUCAACCAAGCCAUCAUGGAUACAUUACAGAAGCACGGUGCAGGAGCUGGAGGAACACGGAACAUCUCAGGGACCAGUAAGUUCCAUGUGGACCUGGAGUACGAGCUGGCCGACCUGCAUGGCAAAGACGCUGCGCUGCUCUUCACUUCCUGCUUCGUGGCCAAUGACUCCACGCUAUUCACUCUGGCUAAGAUGCUACCAGGUUGUGAGAUCUACUCCGAUGCAGGGAACCAUGCAUCGAUGAUCCAGGGUAUAAGGAACAGCGGGGCCAAGAAGUUCAUCUUCCGUCACAACGACGUCAACCAUUUACGAGAGCUGCUACAGAAGUCUGACCCUGCCACCCCCAAGAUUGUGGCCUUUGAGACCGUGCACUCCAUGGAUGGCGCUGUGUGUCCUUUGGAUGAGAUGUGUGACGUGUCCCAUGAGUUUGGGGCCAUUACGUUUGUGGACGAGGUACAUGCUGUUGGCUUGUAUGGGGCCAGGGGAGGCGGCAUCGGCGACAGGGACGGCGUCAUGCACAAGAUGGACAUAAUCUCAGGAACUCUUGGUAAGGCAUUUGGCUGUGUGGGCGGCUACAUCGCCGGUACCAACGCCCUGGUGGACAKUGUGCGCUCCUACGCAGCAGGCUUCAUCUUCACUACCUCCCUGCCACCCAUGCUGCUGGCCGGGGCCCGGGAGUCCAUCCACACCCUGAAGGGGGAGGAGGGCCGUGUGCUGCGCAGGAAACACCAGAGGAACGUCAAGCUGCUUCGCCAGAUGCUGAUGGACUCGGGCCUGCCUGUUGUCUACUGCCCCAGCCACAUCAUCCCUGUCCGUGUGGCGGACGCAGCCAAGAACACAGAGGUGUGUGACAUUAUGAUGUCUCGCUACUACAUCUAUGUGCAGGCCAUCAACUACCCCACUGUGGCUCGGGGAGAGGAGGUCCUCCGCAUCGCCCCCACCCCACACCACACUCCCCAGAUGAUGCAGUACUUUGUCGAACGUUUGGUGAAGGCCUGGAAGGAGGUGGGUCUGGAGCUAAAACCUCACUCGUCAGGGGAGUGUAACUUCUGCCAACAGCCUCUCCACUUUGAGCUGAUGACUGAGAGAGAGAGGUCUUUCUUCACCGGCAUGAGUCACAUGAUAUCAGCCAGAGCCUAAAAGUUCAUUAUAUACCCCUUCCCCAUAUCAAAUCUCUAUUUAAGAUAUUUAUUCUCUUAUCAAUGUACAACUCCAUCUAUGAAAUAUUCUCAAUUACAAAUAAAUGU
This is a messenger RNA of Salvelinus sp. IW2-2015, 2701 nucleotides long. Its product is annotated as 5-aminolevulinate synthase, non-specific, mitochondrial. Gene Ontology annotation, cellular component: mitochondrial matrix; mitochondrion. Lineage: Eukaryota; Metazoa; Chordata; Actinopteri; Salmoniformes; Salmonidae. Gene Ontology annotation, molecular function: 5-aminolevulinate synthase activity; pyridoxal phosphate binding. Gene Ontology annotation, biological process: hemoglobin biosynthetic process; erythrocyte development; heme biosynthetic process. The record is from RefSeq and is a predicted model, not a curated record.